GCCCUGAAUGAGAAUGAACGUGGGACUUGGGCGCGGGGAAAGCACAGGCGAGCAGCAUAGAGUACCGUUUGCGUUGAAGGAAUAUGUAAGAAGGGAGUGAGAAGAGGGGCGCCUGGCAAGACGGUGAGCCUUCUGGGAAGGAGGAUGCUCGAGGAAGGCAGUGGGUGAAGAAGGGAGAAAGCUAGGGAGGAAGCAAGGUGAAAGCUGAGUCCACAGACGGGUAGCAAUGGAAACCCCUUCAGAUCCAUGGAAGCCAAGGAAGUGCCUGCUCCCCACCACUGCACCGCAGACUCUGCCACUGGGGAUGAGCCCAGAGCCCUCCCGGGCACAGAGCUUAUCCCCAGGAGAGCUGUCAGUCGCUCUCCAACCUGCGCCCGCUGCCGAAACCACGGCGUCACUGCGCACCUCAAGGGCCACAAGCGCCUGUGCCUCUUUCAGACUUGCGAGUGUCACAAAUGUGUCCUCAUCUUGGAGCGCCGAAGGGUCAUGGCUGCCCAGGUGGCCUUGCGUAGGCAACAGGAGGCACAGCUAAAGAGGCACCUGGCUCAGGGACUCAUGAGGAGAGGGGCGGCCCCUCCUAAAGCUCCUAGCCGUGCCAAGAAGGGAGCCACUCGACCAGGGGUCCCCUCUGGAAAGGAGAACAUAGCACCCCAGCCUCAGACGCCCCAUGGGGCAGUCCCACUGGCACUGACACCCCCUGGGAAGGAUAACUCCCAGGGGCCUCUGCUGCUCAGCCGUCCCCCAGAAGCCUUGCCUUUGUCCUGGACUCCAAUGCCCCCAGGCCCUUGGGCUCCUGGACACUGGCUUCCUCCAGGCCUUUCCAUGCCACCCCCAGUGGUGUACCGCUUGCUAUGCCAAGAGCCUACUGUCCCUCUGCAUCCCUUUUCUGACUUUGACCCUGGCACUUCCCUCCGGCUGCCCACUCAUGGACCCCGCCCAACCUGCCCAGGAUCUUGCCCAAUACUGAUGGCUCCUCUUUCCAGAGAAUCCCAAGGGCCCUCUGCCUUGCCCCGCACAUGCUCGACUCUGAUACUCCAGCCCUGUGGCACCCCAGACCCUCUUCUGCUGCAGCCACAGGUCCUGGGACCAAAGUGGGAUCCAGGACCCUGGGAGGAAGUUGAGCCAGGGGAAGGAAACAUGGGGGCGCCUGCAGCCUCUCGCCUAGCCUGGACCUCUGCCCCCUCAGAGCGGCAGCUGCAGCGGGAGGCAGCUGAGGCUCUUGUGGGUCUGAAAGAUUCUUCCCAGGCUCCCCGCCUGACCUCUUCUGUUCCUCCCAACCCUGCCUGGAUCUCCCUGCUCCACCCCUGUGGCCCACCAGCUCCUGCUGGAGGAAGAGGAUUCCAGCCUGUUGGCCCCUCUCUCCGCCCCAGCCCAGCCCCCUCCGUAGCUCUGCAUAUUGGGCAUCUGGGCUCCAUCUCCCUCCUAAGCUAGAAGCCCAGAGGUUGAGACCUCACUUGAGCAAGGGGCAAGAGCCUGCAGUCACCGCAUAUUUGGUAUUUUGCCUCUGGAUUUAUGCAUGGAAUAUAAUAUAGUGCGAGCUUCCGGCUUUUUUUUUUUUUUUUAAGCUUUAUUGUGCUUUGUUAGCUUUUGGUUCCUUUUGUAGUGUGGGUAUUUCCUUGACUGAAAGUGGAUAUCCUCUUACCCACUUGGGUCCGGGGACCUUUUUAAAUACCCAACAAAGUGAGAGUUAUGCAAUUUAAGCUAACAAGUAUCUAAAUAGGUUUUUGCAUGAGUUCAUGUUCCAGAAUAUUUGACAUGUGAUUCUGUACGUACUUGUGCACUUAUGUCUGUCUCCAUGCGUGCAAAAACAGGAGGGUAUUUUCAUUUUGUGUCUACGUUUGGCUGAGUAACCGAAAAAUAAACCUUUGUUGUUUUACGCCA
Panthera uncia (snow leopard) is the source of this 1881-nucleotide messenger RNA. It is a transcript of the gene DMRTC2, whose product is annotated as DMRT like family C2. Gene Ontology annotation, cellular component: nucleus. Gene Ontology annotation, molecular function: sequence-specific DNA binding. The transcript is spliced from 9 exons. The record is from RefSeq and is a predicted model, not a curated record. The coding region runs from base 247 to 1431 and encodes 394 amino acids. Gene Ontology annotation, biological process: regulation of DNA-templated transcription. NCBI's taxonomy places the organism in Eukaryota, Metazoa, Chordata, Mammalia, Carnivora, Felidae.